Acipenser ruthenus (sterlet) is the source of this 1162-nucleotide messenger RNA. RefSeq names its product class I histocompatibility antigen, F10 alpha chain-like. NCBI's taxonomy places the organism in Eukaryota, Metazoa, Chordata, Actinopteri, Acipenseriformes, Acipenseridae. Gene Ontology annotation, biological process: immune response. Gene Ontology annotation, cellular component: external side of plasma membrane. The transcript has 5 exons. The record is from RefSeq and is a predicted model, not a curated record. The coding region runs from base 133 to 1146 and encodes 337 amino acids.
AGUGCAGUGCGUGUCCGUGACUGUACUGAGACUCUUAAGAGAGCUCGCUUACAGAUUGUUCUGAAAUAUCUAGUUAUUAGCCUCGGAAAUCGAGUUUAUUCUUUAUUGUUUUGAUUUGUGGAGAGUGUGGAGAUGUUGAGGGCGGUUCUGUUGGGGAUCCUGUGCUGCGUUCAUGCGGCGUCUGCUGCAGGAACCCACUCCCUGUGGUAUUUCUUCAUGGGGUUCUCAGAGGGGACGGGGCUCCCUGAGUUUAUGACGAUGGGGAUGCUGGAUGAUGAGCAGAUUGAUUACUACGACAGUGUCAUGAAGAAGACGGUCCCCAAACAGGACUGGAUGGAGAGAUCUGAGGAUCCGGAGUACUGGGAGGGAGAGACUGAGGGAGCUGUUGGGACACAGCAGAGUUUCAAAUUGAAUAUUAGAAUCACAAUGCAGCGCUUCAACCAGACUGGGGGAGUUCACACUCUCCAGAGAAUGUACGGCUGUGAGCUGGAUGAGGACGGGACCAAGCGGGGGUUUUUUCAGGACGGAUUCGAUGGAAAGGAUUUCCUCAGCUUCGAUAAGGACACUCUGACCUGGACCGCCCCUGUGAUGCAGGCUGUCAUCACUAAACACAAGUGGGAUGCUAACAGAGCCGGGAAUCAGUACUGGAAGGGCUAUCUGGAGACAGAGUGUAUCGAGUGGCUGCAGAAGUACGUCCAGUACGGGAGGGAGACUCUGGAGAGGAGAGUUCCUCCUGCAGUGACUCUGCUCCAGAGGAAAGCUCGUGGAUCUGCAGACACGGAGGUCCUGUGUCAUGUGACAGGGUUCUUCCCCCGCGCUGUGGAGGUGACCUGGGUCAGAGACGGACGGGAUCAUCUGGAGGAGGGGGUGCAGAGUGGGGAGGUGCUUCCCAACCAGGACGGGACCUACCAGCUGAGAAAGAUCCUGACAGUGAGCCCUGAGGAGCAGAGAAGACACAUCUACUCCUGCCAGGUGGACCACGUCAGCUUCACUGAGAAACAGAACUACAUCUGGGAUCCCAACAUGAGAAGCAACAGCGAGGAUAAUGAGGUGACUAGGUGCAGGUGCAGCUCCUCUAUUCGGCUCGUUGUUGGAGGGGUGGGUGUACUGGCUCUGGCUGCAGCGGUCAUUGGAGUGGGGAUCUAGAAGAGGAGACAAGGAG